This is a messenger RNA of Ictalurus furcatus (blue catfish), 5291 nucleotides long. RefSeq names its product DENN/MADD domain containing 6B (gene dennd6b). Gene Ontology annotation, molecular function: guanyl-nucleotide exchange factor activity. The coding region runs from base 209 to 1930 and encodes 573 amino acids. The transcript has 20 exons. Gene Ontology annotation, cellular component: recycling endosome. The record is from RefSeq and is a predicted model, not a curated record. NCBI's taxonomy places the organism in Eukaryota, Metazoa, Chordata, Actinopteri, Siluriformes, Ictaluridae.
CCCUAUCUCCCUGGCCCAGGCUCAUGGCUCCCCCGCGUCCCUGUGUAUGAGAAAUAUAUAUAAGCGGUACACAAAAUGGAUGGAUGGAAAUAAUCUCUGUGUUUUAGGAAACAUCCUGGUCCAGCAGUAGGUGGCGGUAACUGAAAGCCCGCACUAAAGCAAGAAAGAAAGAGAAGAAAUGUGGGGUAAAAACGGCGUUUAAGUUGUAAUGGAUCGCUUUGACGGCCAAAACAAAAGCACGGAGUCGAAAGUCAGGAAUGCGUUGAGCUCGGUGCCAUGGGCGCGUUUCUCCGCUUGGCUCGAGUGUGUGUGUGUUGUUACCUUCGACCUCGAGCUCGGACAAGCCAUAGAGUUGAUCUACCCACAUGAUGCUAAGCUUACAGAGAAGGAGAAAACAAGCAUAUGCUACUUAUCCUUUCCUGACUCAUUUUCAGGAUGCCUUGGGGACACACAGUUCAGUUUUAGGCUGCGGCAGUCUGUGGGACGAGUGAGAGACCUAUGGUUUCGAGAGAAUGAUGCGUACAACCAGGAAGCACCACUAAUACUGCAGAAAGAGCUGGCUCACUUCUAUGGCUAUGUGUACUUUAGACAAGUAAAGGAUGUCUCGGUCAAAAGGGGCUACUUUCAGAAGUCUCUGGUGCUGGUGUCCAGACUGCCGUAUGUUCACUUGUUCCAGUCUCUACUUCAGAUCAUUGCUCCUGAGUACUUUGAGAAGUCAGAGCCUUGUUUGGAGGCAGUGUGUAAUGAGAUUGACCAGUGGCCCCCACCUGUGCCAAGCCAGACACUCAGUUUGCCUGUGAUGGGAGUCAUCUUGCAGGUCAGAAUUCCUUCAAAAGAUGACAAACCAGGAGGAAGUCCUAGCCAACAGGGACAAAAAGAGAAACAGAUCUCUUCUCCAAUGGUUCUCCCUACCAUAAAUGAGCUGGAUCUUUUCAAGUGCUUCCAGUCUGUCCUCAUUCACAUACAGUUGCUUUGGGAGCUGAUGUUGCUAGGACAGCCGUUGGUCGUCAUGGCGCCCUCUCCAGCUGUGUCCUCAGAGACGGUGCUGGCUCUUGUUAGCUGCAUCAGUCCACUGAAGUACUGCUGUGAUUUUCGGCCUUACUUUACCAUCCAUGACAGUGAGUUUAAGGAGUACACUACAAGAACUCAGGCACCACCUAAUGUAUUACUGGGUGUUACGAAUCCUUUCUUUAUAAAGACCUUUCAGAGCUGGCCUCAUAUCAUGUGUCUGGGGGAGUUGAAGAUGUCCAGAGAUUUGCUAAAGCAAGUUAAGGUCAAGAAAUUGACCAAGUUGAAAACGCUGGACACAAAACCAGGUAUAUACACAGCGUACAAAACGUUUCUUCAUAAAGACAAAGCCCUAAUCAAGCGACUCUUAAAGGGAAUUCAGAGGAAAAGGCCUUCUGAGGUGCAGUGCACCAUCUUGAGGUGGCACUUGUUAGAACUGACGCAGAGCUUUAUCGCUCCGCUGGAGCGAUACCUGGCCAGCUUGAUGCCACUGCAAAUAUCCAUGACUCCUUGGAAGACUCCUCCUCAGAUCCGACCCUUCAGUCAGAAUGAGUUCAUGGCCACUCUGGAGCAUGCUGGGCCUCAGCUCACCUCCAAAGGGGACUGGCUGGGCCUUUAUAAGCAAUUCUUUCAGUCUCCUAAUUUUGAUGGCUGGUUCCGUGCUAAGCACAGGGAAAUGACACAUAAGGUGGAGUGUCUUCAUUUAGAGGCCAUCUGUGAUGCUGAUCUGCUGAGUUGGACAAAAGACAAGUCCGAGGUGGAGACCGUUGACCUGAUUUUAAAAUUGCGUGAAAAGCUGACGAGAGCUCAUAUGCAUCAGCUUCCAGUGAAGGAGGAAUUGCUGGACAAGUUGGAAAACUACAUCCAUUCUGUGAUCAGCUCUCUGCCCGAGGAUCUGCAGGCAGUACUAUACAAAGACUGAAAUUAAAAUUAUUUUAAUGCAGGGAUAUAAAUCAGCUUUCGUUCGGUAGCACUGUUGCUCCCAUUUCAGAAAGCUGACAGCACCAGCAUUAACAAAAAUACAGAAGAACCCACGGAUGUGUUUGGGGUAACAAUAUACAGUAUGUGUGUUACGUCUGCGAGUGAAAUGUGGCCUAGCUACCUAUGGUGGUUCACUGUCAUUCACUGAGCUCUCAAACGACAGAGAGCUUUAGUUUAUUUGUGAGAAGACUUUAGGACUUCAAGUUCGAUAUUUGUGGCAUCAGACCUUAAACAGUAAACCAGUAAAAUAAGGGGUGUAGUUAGUUUAAAGGGUGCACACCAUUUCUGUUGCACAAAGGAAACUUUUACAUAUUUUGCUUCAGGGUUUAGGGUUUAAUGAAGUUCAUUUAAUGAUUACAUGCCAUCUGUAGUUGUGCAGAACUUGUAUUUUUACAGAAGUAUAAAAUUGAACCUCAUACAGCACUUCAUGUCAUUAUUUCCUCCAUGCUAUUUUUAUUUUACAUAAUACACUAUAUGGCCAAAGGUUUGUGGACACCUGACCAUCACACCCAUGUGUUGUUGAACAUCUCAUUCCAGAUUUCGCCUUCCUUUGUGUGGUUAUAAUAAGCACCACUCUUCUGGGAAGGCUUUCAACUAGAUUUUGGAUUUGUGUUCAUUCAACCAAAAGAGCAUUAGUGAGGUCAGCUACUGAUGUUGGGUGAGGUGGUCUGGGGUGCAGUCGGUGUUCCAGUUCAUCCCGAAGGUGUUCAAUGGGGUUGAAGUCAGGUCUCUGUGCAGGACACUCGAGGUCUUCCACACCAACCUUAACAUACCAUGUCUUCAUGGAGCUCGCUUAAUGCACUCUUUUCCAGUGAAAGGAAAUUGUAAAGCUAUAGAGCCCCGACCUUCUAUACAUUCUGUACAAUUUUGUGGUUCCAACAUUGUGGAACAGCAUAGGGAAAAACCACAUAUGGGUUUGAUGGUCAGGUGUCCACAUACUUUUGGCCAUAGUGUAUAUCUUAUGUAUCUUCUGUUAUAAUGACAUAAAUACACUUCCAUUUUUAUGAAAUAACAAAUAAUUUGUCAAUCAGUAAAAACAUUUGUUUCAGACUUGAGUAGACCUGAAUGUAUUGCAUGAGGUCACUUUUGGAAGCUCAGUCAAACUACAGAGUAUAGCAGGGUAUCCACGGGUCCUUAAAAAGUCUUAACAUGUCUUAAAUUCCCGUUUCAAAGGUCUUAAAAAUGCAAGGGAACCGACACCGUAAAGAAGAUUUGGAUUGUAUUUUGACUCGUUGCUGUUUGAGACGGUGAACCCGUGUGACUCUGUUACACUCAGAGUGUGUGCAGCUCAUCAGUGUUGUAGAGCGACUCCAUCCACAGUAACUGCCGAUCCACACCAACUUCAUCUCUGUCUGUGAGUUUGAGUCACUUAUAACCUGCGUUUAGACACGACACGCUCCAGAUUCACCUUAGUUUUACAUAAGCUCAAACAUUUUUGUGUUCAGAGGUCUACGGCAUUUCACCUGAUCAGUAAUGAGAAGUGAAUUUUAAAAAACUGUUGCCAGAUAAAAGGACGUCUUCCUGCCAUUUUCCACCAAAAUAAAAGCCACAAGGUCUAACACAAGUGAAUUAAGUCAGAAAUAUAUUACUGUUGUUAUAUUACUAUUUGUACCUCCAAAUAAAAAAUUAUUAUUAAGUAUUAUUCAGUGCAAUAGGAAUAUUACAAAAUAGCAAAGGUUUUUUAAUAUAUAUAUUUUCUUAACAAAAAUUUAUGUACAUUUAUAACACUACUUGUUACAUUUCCCUGGCAUUAAAUUACAAAAAAAAAACAACAACAUAAACACUGCUGUGAGGGGAUUUCUAAUACAGCUGCUGAGUGAAUGAUGGUAAAUUUGACAUCUUUUUCUCUUCUGACUUCCAUAAUCCAUCUCUCUCUAUAUUUUUUCCUCUCUUGGAAAGUCAUGGAAAGGAAAUACAGUGGGGGAAAUAAGUAUUGGACACGUCAACAUUUCUUUCAGUAAAUAUAUUUCCUAUGAGGUUAUUCACAUGAAAUUUUCACCAGACAUCAGUAUUAAUUCAAGAAAUCCAGAAAUAUAAAGAAUUCACAAGACAUGGAAAAAAAAGAAUUGAACACACUAACUGAAAUGUAUUUAAUACUUAGUGGAGAAGUCUUUAUAUGUAACGACAGCUUCAAGACACUUCCUGUAUGAAGAAAUUAAUGUUCCGCAGUAUUCAGGUGUGAUCUUGACCUAUUCUUCUAAACGUAUUGUCUUUAAAUCUUGUUCAGUUGGAUUCAAGUCAGGUGAUUGACUGGGCCAUUCUAACGCCAACGUCGAUGUUUCGGGCCAGAUCUAAGCAUGGGUAGGAGUGGUCUGAGCCCAUCCAGACGUCUGUCUUUCCCACUCAAUCAGAACUUAUGCAAAGACAACAUUAAUCUUUUAUUUUUUAUGAUUCGUGUAUUGGUUAAAAGAAAUCUGAGGUGGGCUGUGUGUUGAGAAGUUUGAGGAAGGGCUGUAGACUGCCACAAACAAUCACAUCAUAAUGUCAGAAAAUUGCAGUAUUUUUCUAUGAUUUUAUUGACUGAAAGCAACGGUGCGUUCUACACUCACGAGGUGGGUUCAGUCUGCCCAUCUUCUUUAGCUGGCAAAAACCGGGCCUGCUGAUGUUUUAACUCAAUGGGUGGAAUUGCCUGACGGUCCCUUGGGCAACUUGCACAGUGAUACCGGGUCAGAACAUUCCCAGGUGUGAAUAUGCAUCUCUAAUUCCCACUGGCUUUUGAGUAAAAGUUGUAUGUCCGUAUAUAAAAACUGAAUAAUAUUAAAACUAAUGGUGGUAUUGAUAUAUGUGUAAGACUGUUGCCUCUAUCGAACAAGGACAGAGGAAAGUGAAUAUCCAGCAAAUAUCAAAUAUAAAACUAUAUUUAUCACGGUGAAAAACCUGGGUAAUUUUUUUCAGUGGACAUGUCAUCCUCCCUUACUAUAACCCUCUUACUGCCUUUGAAAAGCACGUAAUUAACUUCUUGGAGUGAAGCAACAUGUUUGACAAAGCCACGUGGCAUUUUCUCACCCGAUUUCUUGAGGAAUCCCCCUGAGAUGCUUUUUAAACAGUAUUAAAGGAGUUCCCACCAACGCUGGACACUUAUUGGCUGAUUUUCUGAAUAUUUUGCUCCAAGUCAUCCAUUUAAAAAAUAUCUACUUUUUUGUAAAUAAAAUCUUAGUUUUCUAAUAAAAUAAAUGAAUUUGUUGGCUAUCAUGUGGCACGUGUUGGUUGUUGCGACCCAGAACUAUCCGUCAUUUCCCAAGUGCAGAUGAUUCCUGUUCUGGUAAUGAUGGAGGCUCUUCAUGAAAGAAGGUGGCCACAUG